AUGCUUCCUAAUGCUAAAAUAUCCAAUAUACCUUUAUCUGAAAAGAAAGGUUUGAAAUCCUCUUCGCUUGCUAUAUCAUCUUGUUUCAGUGAUGAUUUGGGUAAAGGAUUGUUGUAUGAACCUGUGAAUAAGCAGGCAGGGGAUCCACUCCCAAAAAGUGCUAAUGCAGUAAGUUCGAUUCUUGGCAGUGAAAAUGCUUACUUUGGUAUAGGAAGUAACACAUCUGGAAAGACUUCCUUUAAGAAGCCGGAAUGCAAGGAAAUACAGGACUUGAAAUCCUUGCUGAUGCAGAAUGUGAUUUGUGAAGACAGCAUUUCUUCAGAUACUUACGAUUGUCAUAGUAAUGCAAAUUUUGGUAGUCCUCAUGGUUUAGCAAGUCCUUUAGGAAAAUUAGCUCUUGAUUCUGGAGUCAGUCAUCCUGUAAAUAGAAGGAAUGAACUUGAAAAUUUGUCUUUGCUUAAACAAGAUAGAAAACAGGAAAGUCCCUCUUUAGCGAUGGCCGCUUUGCCAGUGUCCAAGUCUGGAGGUGCCUCACUGGCUGACUUGCUUCAGGCGCACCAGGAAAGCAGUGCAACCUGCUGUUAUUCUUUGGCUGAUCUUUAUGCCCAGUCAACAGCGAGUCUCACGGAUAUGAAAUUGGGAACCUCAUCAUUAUCACAACUAGUAAGUCAACCUCAAACUUCAGGUGUGAUACCAGAACUAACAGAAUCGUUGUCUUCUCUAGCCCUCUCCAAAGUUUCUCCAGUGAAGGAUUUUGAGAGUUUGUCACUGUCAGAUUUAAUUGCGGAGACUAUUGAAGUAGAUAAAACUCAACAAGGAAAGGACUUCAUGCAAAGUGUAACUGAGGUGAAGCCUUCUAAAAGAGCAAAAAUUGACUUAAGUAGCACUAUAAAAAAAGCAGAUACAUCAGUAGAACAAAAUGCAAGGCAGGAUUUGACCCCUUCAUGGGUGAAGGCGCUGCAUGCGAGACCUUCACCUUUCGCUUUAACCUUGUGUCUCUGUUACCCGCCAAAAGGUUAUAAGCGGCGUGUGGUGGGUGUGCAUAAAGCUUUCCUAUACAGUAGACAAGUGCAAGAAGUGAAACCCGAGGAAACUGGUCCUGUAGUAGCCAUAACGCCCUUUGACUUCCAAUCAGCCUCUCCUGAUGAUAUUGUGAAAGCCAAACAAAAAAAAGCUUUUAUAAGAGAGUAGUACAAAACAUGGGAAGGAAUCAGUGCUUAUGUCUUUGUAUCUUAAAAAAAUCAAGAAAUAAAUUUUAUAUGGAAUCUAUUUAUAGUCCAGAAUUAAAAUUGUUUAU
Tinamus guttatus (white-throated tinamou) is the source of this 1297-nucleotide messenger RNA. The record is from RefSeq and is a predicted model, not a curated record. NCBI's taxonomy places the organism in Eukaryota, Metazoa, Chordata, Aves, Tinamiformes, Tinamidae.